This is a messenger RNA of Exophiala oligosperma, 2099 nucleotides long. RefSeq lists its product as uncharacterized. Gene Ontology annotation, biological process: amino acid catabolic process. The transcript has 3 exons. Lineage: Eukaryota; Fungi; Ascomycota; Eurotiomycetes; Chaetothyriales; Herpotrichiellaceae. Bases 1 to 2055 code for a protein of 684 amino acids. The record is from RefSeq and is a predicted model, not a curated record. Gene Ontology annotation, molecular function: polyamine oxidase activity; L-amino-acid oxidase activity.
AUGGCAGGUCAACUUAUCACGCUCGCUCUGUUCUCGUCUUGUGUCCUAGGGACGUCGCUUCCGGUCAAUCUUCAUCUGAAGCGCGUGGUCGACUCGGGCUUGGCCAACAUCCACGUCACCUACCAUGAGAAUGUUCAUUCCGAGGUUGUCUUCACUUAUGGUCCCUGCGAGGCCAGCACGCCAGGAGAAGCUCACCACCUCGUCGGCCGAGCAAAGCAUUGCGAUCAUGAUAGACUACUCUGGAAGAUUCCCGAGCUCACACCGACGGGGUUGUGCCUUUCGGCGUGGGACAACAAGCAGAGUCUAAUCGGCAGAAGUGCCCCGGUCUCAAUCGCUUCAAAUGCCAAAACGACCCGUCGCCGUCUCAGGAAAAGACAAAGCGACUUCACCAUUGCCAUGGAUAACUCGAGUGGCAUCGACGCCGAAGGACCGUGGUUCGACGGCGUGGCGCUGUUGAAGAACAAAGAGAUUAGUGCUGUCGACGUCCGCACUGCCAAGUCCAAAGAGAUCGCCAUUGUAGGUGGCGGCAUGGCCGGACUGAUGACAUGGUUGGCCCUCAACCAGUCAGGCAUGACCAACUUGUCCAUCAUCGAAGCCGGUCAACGUCUUGGUGGCCGCGUACACACAGCGUACUUUGGCGACCCGAGCGAGCGGCAAUACCAAGAGAUGGGCCCGAUGCGCUUCCCUUUGUCCAUCACAUCCUCCGAGACCAACGAGACACUUCAAAUUCAGGACCAUAGAAUCGUCUUUCAGCUGGCCGCCGAAGUGAAUAAACUGAAUCACAACAACACGAACUUCACCGUGGAUUUCAUCAAGUGGUAUCAAAAUAGCCCGAACGGCCUGUACUACGUCCGAGGGUCACGCUUGCCGGACGGUAAGAGUCCUACAGUCUCGCAGGUCAAAGCGAACGCGAGUCUUGCAGGUCCAUCAACCUCCCCGGACGAUCCGAGCCUGGACGCACUCAACACGCGUGUCAGUGACCUCUUGAACAACGAAGACUUUCUCGCUCAGAUGGCGAAGAACGUCUAUCUCGCACACAAGACCUUCCUGGACUCUGGACUCGGCGGCCUUGGUGGCGACGAUUGGUCCGAGUUCGGAUACGUUCACAACUAUCUCAAGUACAACCUCAACGACACCUUCGUGGCAUUGGAUGAACCGGGUGCGGAGAGCUUCUGGGACAACCUGUAUGAAAACAUGUACUUUUCCGCCACGGAUUGGCGGACCAUCGACGGCGGAUUGAGCCGUUUGCCCUCUGCUUUCCACCCACUGGUCGAUAGUCUGACGUAUAUGAACCGCAAAAUCCAACGCGUCGAGUACGACGAGUCGAUGGAGCGUGUAACGCUCCAGUGGAAGGACAAGCCACUGGACAAGGUCUGGCAGAACGCGUCGUACGAUAUGGCCGUCGUCACGGCGCCGUUGGCGUUGGUGCGCACGUGGCGUCUACCCGAAUUCAGCGAUCUGUUGCAGACGGCGAUCGACACGUACCCUUACGAACAGGUGUGCAAGGUUGCCUUGCAGUUCAAGACCCGGUUCUGGGAGCAUUUUGAGCAGCCAAUCUACGGGAGCUGUAGUACGACGACGGACAUUCCGGGAAUCGGAAGCAUCUGCUACCCGAGCUACGACAUCAACAGUACCGGAAUGGGUGUCAUGUUGGCGAGUUAUACGUCGAGCGACAGCGGCUUGCGGUGGGCGAGCACGCCGGAAGAUGUUCACGUGCAGUAUGUUGUUGACGCGAUGGCCGAAAUCCACGGCGACGUCGUGUACGAUGAGUAUACCGGCAACUAUAACCGGCGAUGCUGGGUGCUGGACCAGUACGAAACAAUCAGUUGGGCAAGCCCGACCGCGGGAAUGAGAAAGUCGUUCAUCCCAGAGUUCUUCAAGACGCAGAAAGGCGUGGUCAUGAGUGGCGAAGGGACAAGUUACACGAGCUCGUGGAUCGCCAGUGCACUGGAGAGUGGUGUGCGUGCUGCAACACAGGUUUUGCUGGAGCUUGGGCUCGUUGAUGAGGCAAAGGAUGUUGUCAACAAGUGGAUGGCGAGAUGGAUCGAUGUGUAGCCUAGGCUACUUGACAAGAGCGAUAAAACUCGACAAGGCACGCC